This is a messenger RNA of Acanthopagrus latus (yellowfin seabream), 1075 nucleotides long. RefSeq names its product complement C1q-like protein 4. Lineage: Eukaryota; Metazoa; Chordata; Actinopteri; Spariformes; Sparidae. The transcript is spliced from 3 exons. The record is from RefSeq and is a predicted model, not a curated record. The coding region runs from base 69 to 722 and encodes 217 amino acids. Gene Ontology annotation, molecular function: protein binding.
AACAGCAGCUCGAGGGAUCACAUCAGUCAGAGAUUAAGUGACUAAGUGAUCGAGAAUCAACUUGGAAGAUGAAUUUCACCACUUUUUGGUUUGCUUUGCUGUUUUGCGGCUUGGUUCUGGCCCAGGAUGAUGGUAGUACUGCUGGAACAGAAGGAAAUGUUGAAGUACAGUCAUGCUUUCCUGACAUGUGUGAUCUCCUGAAAGAGUUCGGUGCCAUGACAGAAAAACUUAAAGCUAUGGAAACCAGGCUGACGGACAGUGAAACCAGGCUGACGAUCAGUGAAAACCAGAUUCUGGAACUGAAGAACAAAGAAAGAACCAAGGUGAUGUUCAGUGCAGCAGUCGGAGCAGCAGGAGCCCUCGGACCCUUCAACACAGACACAACUUUAAUCUACAGAACAGUGAUUACCAAUAUUGGUAAUGCUUACAAUCAACACACAGGUAUCUUCGUCGCACCGGUUGCAGGUGUUUACUAUUUUACCAUCUUCUUUCACGCUGGAGGAGAACACGAGGCAAAGCUGUACCUGUUCAAGAAUGAUGAACACAAGAUCACGACCCACGAUCACAAGUCAGACUCUGAGACAGCUGAUAAUGGAGGAAACGCAGUGUUCCUGCAGCUGCAGCAGGGAGACCAAGUGUUCGUGAAACUUGCUGCAAACUGUCAUGUUUGGGGAAGUAAUUAUCAUACAACUUUCAGUGGUUUCCUGGUUUCUCAAAUGUAAAAGAACUGAUGCUCAGUUUAUUCUUUCAUUACUGCUUGAAGAUGAAUGAUCUGAGAUCAUUACAUAAAUGCAUCUGUUAGCACUGUAUUUUAAACGCUGAUGAAGCAGAAAUAGUCUGAAAAUGACACAAGUCUUCUUUAUACAAUGCUUCAUUUAACUCUUCUAACUGUAAAGUUAACAGUUAUGUUGAAAACAAUCAAAUAAAAGCAGAUGAAGUUGCUCCCACCACAUUGUUUGGGUGUUGGUUUUUCAUUUAUCGUGUUGUUUUUCUUACAUUGCUGAUUGCUGUACACGUUUUUAAUCUUUGAAACCCACAGUAAAGACUAAUAAAAAUCGUUUGCUGCAACAUUCAA